This is a messenger RNA of Dalotia coriaria, 616 nucleotides long. It is a transcript of the gene Vti1b, whose product is annotated as Vesicle transport through interaction with t-SNAREs 1b. Gene Ontology annotation, biological process: regulation of protein localization to plasma membrane; retrograde transport, endosome to Golgi; macroautophagy. The coding region runs from base 114 to 464 and encodes 116 amino acids. The record is from RefSeq and is a predicted model, not a curated record. Lineage: Eukaryota; Metazoa; Arthropoda; Insecta; Coleoptera; Staphylinidae. The transcript has a single exon. Gene Ontology annotation, molecular function: SNARE binding; SNAP receptor activity. Gene Ontology annotation, cellular component: late endosome membrane; SNARE complex; ER to Golgi transport vesicle membrane.
UUCAAGGUCAUUAACUUACACUAGUUUACACCGUAUUUACAUAAAAUAAUAUAUUCGUAACAGAAUCAGUAAACAAUUGGAUAGUAACAAAAACAACCGGGCAGAUUAUAAUAAUGUAUUCCGGUUCAGAUUUCGAUUUCGAAGCCCAACAGCGGCAGACUGUACUCGAAGGACGAAGGGUUUUAGAACGUACUGGGCAAAGUCUUGCUCGCUCAAACCAGGUUGCAAUUGAAACUGAACAAAUUGGUACAACCGUUGUUACCGAAUUGGGCGAGCAACGUGAAACCUUGCUGCGAGCCAAGAAUCGUCUCUCUGAAGCUGAUGCCAACCUGGAUCAAACCAGAAGUAUCCUCAGGAGAAUGGGGAGGAAUGUUUUGUACAACAAAAUGAUUUUGAUUCUGAUAAUUGUCUUGGAGAUUGGUAUUUUGAUUGCUGUUACUUUUAUCAGGUUCUUUAGGAAGUAGACUUAUAGAGGCAUUGACUAGUGUCAUUUAUACCCAAAGACCACCUUAAUCUUUAUUAAUAUUUUGUAAUUUAGUUAGUUUAAGCUUAAGUUUUAGUAAUUAUGCAUUUAUAAUGAAAUGUGAUAUAAAAUAUAAACCUAUGAGAUACUGUA